AUGUCUGCACCCAACAGCGUAAUCAUCUUUGGCCCAACUGGCGACGUGGGCUCAGCAGCAGCCCUCCAAGCUUAUAAAGAAGGGGCCAAAGUCACUCUUGCGAUGCGCGAUACGACAAAGCACAUCCCAAGCUUGUCCGGCAUCACUGCAGACAGGUCUGAAGCCGAUCUGACCAAACCCGAGACAAUCAAAGCCGCCGUUCGCCAGAGCGGGGCAAAGCUCGCAUUCAUAUAUGCGAUUUUCGGGACAUCUGACCACAUGCGCGCCAGUAUGGAUGCUCUCAAGGAGGCUGGCAUAGAGACACCCGUGUUAUUAAGCAGUUACUCUGUCCAAAGCGACAUUCGCUCCGUUUCUCCCGAUGACCAUAUCCCAUGGGUGCAUGCACAAGUGGAAAUCUCUCUUGAAGAGGUCUACGGCAAAGACGGCUUUGUCGCAGUACGGCCCAAUUACUUCGCCAGCAAUAUCCUUUGGUUCAAACCAGGUAUCCAAGCUGGAGAAGUCCGGCAUGCCAACCCCGAAGCCGAGUACGACUGGAUUUCCCCCGAGGAUAUUGGUCGAGUCUGUGGAUAUAUCUUGGCGCGAGGCUUGAAGCAUCGAGUCGUGUGGUUGAUGGGAUCUGAGAAAAGGGCGCUGAAGGAUGCGGUUGGUGUUGUUGCGAGAGCGCUUGGAAGGGAGAUCAAGGUUACCAAGAUUACGGCGGAGGAGGCGCUGGAUGAGUUGUUGAAAAAUGGGACUCCGGAACAAACUGCCAGGUGGAUUGUGCGGUACAUCACUGAGGAUGCUGGGUAUGAGUUCAAGACUGCUGUAGUCGAGGAAGCGAGAGGUAAUGUUCUCAAGUAUACCCAUCGGGCCCCUGUCAAGUUUGGUCAGUGGGUGGAUAGAAACCUUGCCAAGUUUGAGGCAUGA
Molecule: messenger RNA, 906 nt
Organism: Penicillium subrubescens
Lineage: Eukaryota; Fungi; Ascomycota; Eurotiomycetes; Eurotiales; Aspergillaceae
Exons: 1
Coding region: 1-906 (301 amino acids)
Source: RefSeq, a predicted model, not a curated record